Molecule: messenger RNA, 3396 nt
Organism: Cryptotermes secundus
Lineage: Eukaryota; Metazoa; Arthropoda; Insecta; Blattodea; Kalotermitidae
Gene: GlyS
Product: glycogen [starch] synthase
Exons: 13
Coding region: 301-2382 (693 amino acids)
Biological process (GO): glycogen biosynthetic process
Cellular component (GO): cytoplasm
Molecular function (GO): alpha-1,4-glucan glucosyltransferase (UDP-glucose donor) activity
Source: RefSeq, a predicted model, not a curated record
GCAGCAAAGGAAAGGAAAGUGGAAGGUUCCAGUGCAGAAAAGUUGUGGUUCAAGUUUUGCCAAAUAUCUGGGAAAGAAAGAAAUCAUAAUGAGUACUGUUAUUUGGGAUAUGACGCCAUAUGUACCUCUAACAGGUUACAUGUCGUCACGAAAUGGAAGAUAGUAUUCUUCGUAACCACCACAAUGAGGAACUCAAAUACAACGGAGAACAUGUUGAAAAAUUCAAAUGAAUUUAGUACCACAACAGGACAUUUCUCCAUUUUCAUGGCAGGAAGAAUACAGUGACAAAAAUCGUCAAAAAUGUCACGGGAUCGAGCAUCACGGCGUUUCUACCGCAUGGAAAGCCAAAAUGAACUCUUAGCUUUUAUGGAUAAAGGUGAGAUGGCCUCUAUCCAGAACCGCUGGACUUUUGAAGCUGCAUGGGAAGUUGCUAAUAAAGUUGGAGGUAUUUAUACUGUAAUUCGAUCAAAGGCAUAUGUAUCAACAGAAGAGAUGGGGGAUCAGUACUGCUUGCUGGGUCCAUACAAAGAGCACUCAGCUCGAACAGAAGUUGAGGAAUCAGAUUUCACUGGACCCUUAUACACAGCUGUCAGCAAGAUGAGAGAAAAAGGAUUCAAGAUCCACACAGGAGCAUGGCUGGUAGAUGGAAACCCUCAGAUCAUCCUUUUUGAUAUUGGAUCUGGUGCAUGGAAACUGGAUGAAUACAAACAAGAACUCUGGAAUAAGUGUAACUUGGGCAUCCCGCACCUUGACAUUGAAGCUAAUGAUGCUGUAAUUCUUGGCUACAUGGUGGCACAGUUUAUCGAAGAGUUCCGGAAGGUUGCUGAAGAAUAUUCAGAUUAUGUGCCAAGAAUAGUGGUUCACUUCCAUGAAUGGCAAGCUGGUGUUGGCCUCAUAGCUCUCCGUACUAGACAUAUAGAUGUGGCAACAGUGUUUACAACACAUGCAACUCUGUUGGGACGUUAUUUAUGUGCUGGCAACAUAGACUUCUAUAAUAACUUGGACAAGUUUUCUGUGGAUGAGGAAGCUGGAAAGAGACAGAUUUAUCAUCGCUACUGCAUGGAGCGAGCAGCAUCUCAUCUUGCACAUGUGUUCACCACUGUGUCAGAAAUUACUGGCUAUGAGUCUGAACAUCUCUUGAAAAGGAAACCGGAUGUCAUCACACCAAAUGGAUUAAAUGUGAAGAAGUUCUCAGCAAUUCAUGAAUUUCAGAAUUUACAUGCUAUCUCAAAGGAGAAAAUCCACGAGUUUGUUCGAGGACACUUCUAUGGGCACUAUGAUUUUGAUCUGGAUAAGACUCUAUAUUUCUUCAUCGCUGGCCGAUAUGAAUUUGGAAACAAAGGAGCUGAUAUAUUCAUUGAAGCAUUAGCUCGAUUAAACCACUAUCUGAAGUCCUCUCAUCCCGAUAUCACCGUAGUAGCAUUCCUCAUAUUUCCAGCAAAAACUAACAACUUUAAUGUGGAAAGCUUGAGAGGACAUGCUGUAACAAAGAGUCUUCGAGACACACUGAAUGAUAUACAGCAGAAAAUGGGCAAAAGGAUGUAUGAAGUAUGCCUUAGUGGACGACUGCCUAACCCAAAUGAACUGCUGCAGAAGGAUGACAUGGUGAAAAUCAAACGCUGUAUUUAUGCACUGCAGAGAGAUGGGUUACCACCAAUCACAACACACAAUGUAGUGGAUGACUGGAGUGAUCCUGUGCUCAAUUCUGUGAGGCGAUGUCAGUUAUUCAACACGAUUCAUGAUCGUGUAAAGAUUGUAUUUCACCCUGAAUUCUUGUCAUCUACAAACCCUCUGUUCGGACUGGACUAUGAGGAAUUUGUUCGAGGUUGUCAUCUUGGUGUUUUCCCCAGUUAUUAUGAACCCUGGGGCUACACACCUGCCGAGUGCACAGUGAUGGGUAUCCCGUCUGUCACCACCAAUUUGUCAGGUUUUGGUUGCUUCAUGCAAGAACAUAUAGCUGACCCAAUGAGCUACGGAAUCUACGUUGUGGACCGACGUUUCAUUGCACUUGAAUCAUCAGUGCAACAGCUGGCCCAUUAUAUGUAUGACUUCGCCAAACUCAACCGACGUCAAAGAAUUAUCCAACGUAAUCGAACAGAGCGACUUAGUGAUCUGCUGGACUGGAGAAACCUUGGAAUUUAUUACAGACAGGCACGUAUGAAGGCUCUUCAGAAAGUUUAUUCUGACUUAGAUAUGGAUGAUGAUGCUUCUGUGGGAAGGUUCAAUUACCCACGCCCCAUUUCAGAGCCUCCCUCACCAUCUUCAUCACGCCACACCACACCAGCAGCAUCCCGGCAUGGUAGUGAUGAUGAAGAUGAAGUUGAUGAUGAGAAGGAGCUGGAAGAGCUGGGUGUAAAUAACGUUGACCAUGUGAGUCGAUAAGCAUCAGGUAUUAAUACCAUGUAGAGCUUAGCAGAAACAGACCAUUCUGUUUCUGUUUUGUUGCGGGAUAAAAUAUUGUAAGGUGUAGUCUCUUGACAGAUUUGUAUUCUCCUUUAGUAGCCACAUGUCUCAACAGACUGCAAUAUUUGCAUACUGUUUUACAAAAAUCGAAAUAUCAGCUACUUGGAAUGAAACUGAGCUACUGGUUAUUGACGGUUAGUAUAUAUCUUUUACCUCACAUACAUUGCAAAAAGAAGCAUAGUUCAUAUUUACUUAUUCACUCUGAAUUACAUAGAAUCAUAUGUACAGAAUAUUGGUUCAUGUGUUCUGUUUUCUCAGUAAUUUAUUACCAUUUUCGUUACUAUGCUCAGAUUUUAGUCUGAGAUCAUUUUGCUGCAUGUCUUAAUUAACACUUUCAGGCUCAUAUGAAAAUUCAUCAGAUUACCCUUGCAGCCCAGCCAUUUUACCCAGGGCACAAGGUUUUUCAGCUUAAUACACGAACAUAUAUAAUAAUAAUCAGUAUUUCUGUGAACAUUUUAAUAUCGCCUAAACUGUUCUUCAUAUAUGUUGUUUUAGAGUCUUCUCUCAACUGUGGAAUGAACUAUAGGAACAAACUGUGACUCUUGAAAUACUUUGGAAUGUCUGACCAUUGGCAUAUAUUAGAGGACAGAUAUCAGAAAUUUCUAACCAUGGGUCUGUGUUAAAAUGGUGCACUGUGGGUAUUUAAAAUAUAGUAUAAUGAUAGUAUUGCUGUGAAGUUUUAAUGCAUUCACUGCUAUCUAGGUUGAUUUAAUAGUGUCAGAAUCAGUUUAACCAGACUACAUGGUGUUAUAUCCCACAAGAUAUAACUGUUCAUAACCACCAUCAUGAGGACCUCAAGUCCUAUGAUGUAAGUCUGAUUGGCACACCUCUCCUUACAAUCUGAAUAAAAUUGUGAUAAAUUGCACCAUGUAUGAGCAGAGGUUACUUUGAAGGGUCAUUUAAAUCACUGGACAUUACAAGCUUCCUACUAUU